UCAAUUACUAGGAUCUCUGUAGUCCUUUGCCUACUUGUUCCCCUUGCAAGUGGAGGCAAUGUCAAAAUUAUGCACCUAACUGAUUUAUUAGUGUAUCAAUAUUUUGGAAGCAUGCAGAUGGCAGUAUAACCACAAGACAAGGCGCUACUACCUUGCUGCAAGGUGUUGGCAGGCUAUGACUUAGCUCCCAUAUCAAGCAUACAGCUUGCUCUGAUAAGUUGACCUCAGCAUUAAUUACUGUACCUAAGUUAUCAUCUGCAAUCACUCAGCAUUAAUUACUGUACCUAAGUUAUCAUCUGCAAUCAUAGGUUUCUUCAUUAUCACAUCCAUUCAUGGUUUCCAUGAUGCUCAUCCACUCAUUAAUUUGGUAAAGGCUGCAUGUGCUAUAGAAAGAGAACCCCAUGACAGAUCUGUUAUUAACAUUACAUUUUGAGAAGAAAUCUUGUACUUCCCUGCCUACCUUUUCUCCUAUGGACGUGCUGUGGAGAAGACACUAUGUAAUCUUGUGAAGGCAGUGAGUGUAGUAUCUCUAGCGUCUUACAGGAAGAUCUAUAUAUAGGGGGGCGAUAUGCUUUCUAGGUCAGAAGACCAUUCCCUGCUCGUCUAAGUACUCCCUGAAAGAAAGGAUACACACUCAAUUCCUUUUGUUCCUGAGUUCUCCCUGAAGAACAGAUACAGAGUCACUCUUUUGCUUCCGCGCAUAUAUAGGUACUGAUUACUAACGGGUUGUUCUCUUUCACAGAAACCGUCUUCUUUUUUAUCUCCUAUUUUUCGUUUUGGAAAUCUCUCAGUGUUCAUCUGGGCAGAAGCCCACACUUAAAAAAAGUAUACCCAGAUUGAUGGGUUCUGUCUUUUCUAACUAGACAGGGCAAACUAUUUGGUUUCCUUGAUCUUUAUUGAAGUCUGUGAGAUUUAUUCGCAGAAUAAUGUCCAAGAACAAACCAACACAGAGGAAUGAUGUUACUAUCAUGUCAAGCAUGCUGGCUUCUCGUAUUAUCUGCGCAAUGCAUCCGGCAAGGAGUUACUUGCGGUGGUCUGAUGAUCUCCAUAUGAUCUUUGUGAAAGCUGUGGCGUAUCAAGGAGGUCCCCAUGAAGCUAAACCAACCGCACUGAAGAAGAUGAUGGAAACUAUGGGAGUCAGGGGCCUUACAAUCCAAAACAUCAAGAGUCACCUCCAGAGGUACAGGGAGAAGUGUGAGUUAGGUGCUGAAGCUCCUGCUGUUGAAGUGCCAGGCACCACAUCACUUUGCAAGGAAGCACUUAAUCAGGCGUCUAAGAUUCUGAUGGACACUGAUGCAGUUAUGUUGGAAAUGGAGAUAGUGAACAAUUUCCUUAUGGAUGACAUAGAGAUGGUUGAUAACAACUUUUCUUUGGACCGGGUGCAGAUGAUGGAGAAGGAGCUGAUGGAUGAAAUCCAGGUUGCCUACAGUCACAGUGACAAUGAAGCUAAUUUUUCCUGUCCCCAGUUGAUCGAGCACAACUCGCAGUAUCCGCAGGCUGUGAUUGAUGAGUACAUAGCUGACUUGGCCAAUUAUGCAUUUGGCCAUCCGUGAUUCCAUUAUCAAGACUGAUGCCAAGACUGUUUCUGGCACAAACUUGUGGCAAUGCGUAUUUCUUUUUUUGUAAUGAUGUGUACUGUACUUGUUUGGUUCGGUAGGAAUACUGAUGAAAUAGGACCGGCCAAAAUUGGGGAAAAAAAUUUGUGUCAUGUCGGAUGUACUCCAGACUGCUUCGGGAUACGUGCUUUAGUGUUUGAAAUACAGGCCGACGAGUAUGCCGUGUAAGCCUGCUAAUGGUUUGGGUUGAAAUGUGUUUAAUGAAUUGAGUUUUGAUAUG
Messenger RNA from Panicum virgatum (switchgrass), 1836 nucleotides. RefSeq names its product myb family transcription factor PHL12-like. NCBI's taxonomy places the organism in Eukaryota, Viridiplantae, Streptophyta, Magnoliopsida, Poales, Poaceae. The coding region runs from base 927 to 1553 and encodes 208 amino acids. Gene Ontology annotation, molecular function: DNA-binding transcription factor activity; DNA binding. The transcript is spliced from 7 exons. The record is from RefSeq and is a predicted model, not a curated record.